Syngnathus typhle (broad-nosed pipefish) is the source of this 1220-nucleotide messenger RNA. Its product is annotated as 3-mercaptopyruvate sulfurtransferase-like. Gene Ontology annotation, cellular component: mitochondrion. The transcript has 2 exons. Gene Ontology annotation, biological process: transsulfuration. NCBI's taxonomy places the organism in Eukaryota, Metazoa, Chordata, Actinopteri, Syngnathiformes, Syngnathidae. Gene Ontology annotation, molecular function: thiosulfate-cyanide sulfurtransferase activity. Bases 1 to 888 code for a protein of 295 amino acids. The record is from RefSeq and is a predicted model, not a curated record.
AUGGCGGCACAGGCUAGCGCAGUUGUCUCAGCCCAGUGGCUAGCGGACGCAAUCCGAAAGGGCCUUGUAGGCUCAAAGAUUCGCCUUCUCGAUUCGUCAUGGUACCUCCCGAUAACAAAACGGGACCCGAAAGCAGAGUUCGCGGAGAAGCACAUCCCGGGAGCUUCGUUCUUCGACAUAGACGAGUGCAGCGACCAAAGUUCACCGUAUGAUCAUAUGUUGCCUACGAGCAGCCACUUUUCACGCUACGUGGGCGAGCUGGGCAUCGGCAACGACACGCAUGUGGUUGUGUACGACACGAACGGCUUCGGCUCGUACAGCGCCCCACGCGUCUGGUGGAUGUUCCGACUGUUCGGUCACAACUCGGUGUCGGUGCUGGACGGGGGUAUGAAGAACUGGUUGGCGGAAGGGCGACCGGUGACGUCAGAACAGGUGAAGCCGGAGUGCGAAGACUUUAAGGUGACUACGAACCCUGCGUGGGUCAAGACUUAUGAGGACGUGCUGGAGAACAUCAGCACCAAGAAGAUACAGGUGGUGGAUGCAAGAUCUGCGGGCAGGUACAGGGGGAUCGAACCGGAGCCUAGAGAGGGUACCCUACCGGGCCACUUCCCCGGUGCGAUCAAUAUGCCGUUCACUUCUUUCCUGGACUCCUCCGGAAAGUAUCUGGCCAAUGAGGACCUGUCCAGACUGUUCAAGAAAGCCGAGGUAAAACUGGACCAGCCAUUGUGGGCCACCUGCGGUUCUGGUGUGACGGCGUGCCUCGUGGUUCUGGCCGCUCACCUGCUCGGGCACCCGGGCGUGUGCGUUUACGACGGCUCCUGGGCUGAGUGGUUUAAAAGAGCAUCUCCUGAAAAUGUCAUCUCAGAGGGAGAAGGAAAGAAGAUGUGAUAGGGAGUAUUAGUUGGACAUUCAUGAACCACAGCACUAUGUAAAGAUUUUUUUUUUUUUUCAAACAUAAAAAAAUCUUCUUUUUUUCCCCUCUAGUGACCUUUUUUUCUUUUGGUUCAAAAUCAAAGUGCACUUUUUGAUUCGAGAGGUGGCAAAUCAUUCAUAAAAUGCAUUCUUUCACUUUUAUAUGAUUCCAUCUCGAUUUCAGCAUGCUCAUGGGUCAUCCUCAUUAUUCAUGAACCGAAAAAGUAGGAUAAAUAAUCAUCUUUUUAAUGGGAGAUUUGAUCUGAUUGCAGAUUGUAUUACACUUUAUUAAAGACAACUUGAAAUUG